UCAUAAUCGCAAAUGUUGAGCAUCUGCGCACUUCCAUCUUUUCACCAAACAGCUAAGCCACUUAUUGUAUUAGAUUAUCCACAAUAAGCCUCUCUACUUCCGGCAUGAUUCACGGUGAUCCAAUUCCAAAGCUACUUAACCUACGUUCACAAAAACACUCAAGUCAUGCAGAAUCACUUUAUCAAACUACCGUUAACCGCGCUUAAGUGAACAGUUCCCACCCUGAUCCAGGUUCAUCGAUCGAUUCCGCUCACUUUCCCUUUAGUCUCCUAGUUUUUCCACAGUAUGUGCAAACCAGUGUUGUUUUUCGCGUUGUGUGCGACGGCUUUUGGUCAUCUGGUCGAUCGCACCCUCGAACCAGGGGCUCAUGGUCGCGACGUGGUGGAAGCGGUGGUCCAUAGGAUCCACAAGAGUGGUGUGUUCUCCGACGACAAAGACUAUCUUCGCCGCGUGGCCUACGCUGAAAGUAGGUUCGGCGACGAUCCAGCGACCUACCGCGAGGGCUACUACGGGGGAAUCUGGCAGUGCGAUUGGCUCCUGGUGACGCAACAUGACGGGCCGUAUAACGCAAUCAGCCCGCCGCUGAAACGCAUCCACGAGGCGAUCAAGGAUAAGAUGGGUAUCGAUUGGCUCCAGGUGAAGGAGAAAGACUUGAUGAAGCCGUUCUAUUCAGGACUCGCCGCCCGAAUCCACAUUGAACAGACAAACCACCGAGGGAUUCCUGACGACAUCAGGGGCCAGGAUACAUUCUGGAAGGUAUGGUACGACACGCACCGACGCCAAUACGGAGAUUUCGAGAAAUGGGUUCGCCAUUUGCUCGAGGAAGACAUGCGCACUGUUGGCGGGAAGAUAGACACGAUGAUGGUCAUGGAUGGAAGCGGUAGUAUCACCGAGAUAUAUUUUCAGUUGGCAUUGGACUCGCUGGCUCGCUUGGUCAACAUCUUCGACCUCCAGGAGGCCAAUGUAGGUUUUGUCGUAUACUCCCUUGAAGUGACCAAGCUUAUACCUUUGAUGAACAAUUUGACAAUGUCCAAACUCCAGGAGUCCAUUCGGAAGUCUCAGUGGCCGGCCCUCGGUACCAACACCUCCGCUGGAAUGUUCGCAGCUAUCGAUGAAUUCCGAAAAUUAUCAGAUGCCCGGAAAGAAAUGGGCAUACCACGACUCUUGGUUGUCUUUACCGACGGGAAACAUACUGAGGACCCGGAUCCUGGUGUUGCCGCUGAAGUGGCUGCAAAAUCAGGAAUAAUAACUUGUGCCCUCGGGAUCGGCCCCAAAGUCGACAAUGACGAAUUACUCAGAAUCGCGAACAAUGAGUCUGAUUUCAAAUUCAACACAGAUUCGUACGAGACGCUGAGGGAGCAGAUAGUCCUCAUCGCCCGGCGGGCGAAGACGGUGCCGCAGACGCCAAAAAUGGGAUCAGAGACUAGCGAGACACUGAAGGAGGUCGGCGAAAAGAGGUACUAUCGACUGGGAAUGCCGCAGAAUGGUGUGAAAAUCAAAUUGGUCAACGAGAGGGGUGAGACCCGAGGCUAUUGGACUUACGCAGGCGAGCGGCCGUCUAGUGCCCUUUACGAUGGGGUUUUAACCGCGGGGGAGACGCUUAUUCCACCCCCAUCGGCGCGAGUUUCUUCCGGGGAGGUUAGACAUCGAAGGAACGUGAGCCUGGAUGCACCGAAUAACGAUGUGAUGAUCGUGCUGGAGAGUUUUGCGACCAACAGUGAGGUGAAGAUGAAGAUUGUUGAACAUGGUGCCAAGUCUGCGGCAAUCAAAGCUGAAGUCAUUUGCACUGCUCUUAUUUUGGUUUUCGCUCUCAUUAUUGUUUUGUUGAAGUGACUGACAUCGGUGGUUGUAUAGGAUGGUAAUUUCAUGUAAUAAGGGUGGAGAGGGAUCCCUGUUUCAGAAAUUUUUGCGGAAAUUUUUCAUAAAUUUUUCGUCCUCCAGACGAAAGAAUUUAACUCCGUUCGGAGGUUGCAAAAUUGACUGAGACAAUUUAAUUUUUUACAAGAUUGCGCAUGUGCAGUUUUUGUAAAAAAAUUUCCUGAUUUUUGCAUGAGAUCCGGGGGACAAUCAGUGAAAUUUCCCGUCAGAAGUGCUCAAGAUUCAUCUGGGUUAAAAUGGAAUUUGUUAGGAAGAAAUUUGGUAACACUGAAAUUUAGUUACACCUUUUCGUAAGGCGAACGACAGAUUGUGGGAUGCUCGUAAAUUGUAAUAAAAAUUCGAUCUCACAUGUGAGUAAAAUACCUAGUUGCAAUCAAUUAAAAUAGAACAAUUACAAAGGAAUAAUCAGGUUUUGAGUUUGCUCAUUUAAAAUAAAAUACAGCAAGUGAAUGGUCACCUGCAUUGUCCUGUGCAUUGCGUGAGUAUGAAGGUAGAAAUUACUAUAAGUGACAGCAUAUUCUACGAUUUUCAGAAAAUUCUAAACUUGCCCAAAUUUGCCGAAGCCUGAUGUUAUUCACCUCCUACUUUUCCCGUAUUCCUCAUGUAUGUUUUAGCAACGGAGCGCAAACAAAAAACGCCUUCAGUUCUGUGUUUAUGCAACACCGCGAUAUCUAUAUUUGAAUAGCUUUUGUUCGUUCGUUUAGACCAUUAAAAAAUUAAGAAUUAAAUUAC
Molecule: messenger RNA, 2610 nt
Organism: Bemisia tabaci
Lineage: Eukaryota; Metazoa; Arthropoda; Insecta; Hemiptera; Aleyrodidae
Source: RefSeq, a predicted model, not a curated record